Gallus gallus (chicken) is the source of this 4679-nucleotide messenger RNA. RefSeq names its product arginine and serine rich coiled-coil 1 (gene RSRC1). Lineage: Eukaryota; Metazoa; Chordata; Aves; Galliformes; Phasianidae. The transcript has 13 exons. Gene Ontology annotation, biological process: alternative mRNA splicing, via spliceosome. Gene Ontology annotation, cellular component: nucleus; cytoplasm. The record is from RefSeq and is a predicted model, not a curated record. Bases 8 to 1225 code for a protein of 405 amino acids.
GCCAUCGAUGCGCUCGGCGCUCGCUCGCCGCUGCCUGCCCGCCUCCCUCAGGGAAGCCGCCGCUCUCAAAGCCGCGGCCCUGAGGCCUCAGCUCGGCUGUUGGAGGCUGAGUUUAAAAAUGGGCCGUCGCUCCUCGGACACAGAAGAAGAGAACAGAAGCAGAAGGAAAAAGAAACACCGCAGGCGUUCGUCUUCAAGCAGCUCCUCAGACAGCAGGACGUACAGCCGUAAAAAGUCUGGGAGGAAAUCGAGGUCAAGGUCACGCUCUCGAGAUGUCCAAUCACGUUCCCAUUCAUAUGAGAAAAGGCGCAGGCACAGAUCGAGCAGUAGUUCUUCAUAUGGCUCUAGAAGAAAACGCAGUCGCAGCCGAUCAAGGGGCAGAGGAAAAUCCUACAGGUCUCAAAGAUCGAGGUCAAAAAGUAGAACAAGAAGAUCGCGCUCGAGACCUCGACAACGCUCCUAUAGUCGGAGCAGUGAAAGAUCCAGUCAUAGGAGGACUCACAGUGGGUCUCGUGAAAGAGAGCGGCGGAAAGGCAGAGAGAAGGACAAAGUAAAAGAGAAAGGCAAAGGCAAAGAGAAGGAGACAUGUAGCACGAAGCUGGGGGAUGCUGGAAACAUCAAAGCUGGAUUAGAACAUCUGACUCCUGCGGAGCAGGCCAAGGCUCGACUGCAGCUGGUGCUGGAGGCCGCGGGAGCGCAACAUUUGAAGACGCCGAAGCACUCCCCUCAAUUUUUAGGUGUGGGAAGCCCAGGAACGGCUGCUAAACUGUACCCUAAAAAAAAGACCAGUGGAGUAUCGCUGCCUUUUGCUAAAGCAGAUGAAGCCUUGAAGGCUAAAGAGAGAAGUGAAGAAGAAGCAAAGAAAAGAAAGGAAGAAGACCAAGCCACCCUGGUGGAGCAAGUGAAACGAGUGAAAGAAAUUGAAGCUAUUGAAAGUGACUCCUUUGUUCCACAGACAUUCAGAUCAAGUAAAGAAGUCAAAAAGUCAGUAGAGCCUCCCGAACUAAAAUACGAACCUGUAACUGUAGGAGCAGGAUCUGUCGAAGCAUCUGCCCCUGAAAAAGAAACAGUACCUGCCAAUAUUCCUACUGCCAUCAAAUACCAGGAUGAUAAUUCCUUAGCACAUCCAAAUCUGUUUAUUGAGAAGGCAGAAGCAGAAGAGAAGUGGUUCCAGAGGCUGAUUGCUAUGCGGCAGGAAAGGCUGAUGGGCAGUCCAGUGGCCUGAGCAAACUGCUGCAACCACUGUCAGGUCCAUACUGAAGGAGAAUUGUGACUAGAUCUGGAAGGAAAAAGCAUUCAGAUCCUCUGAGAUAAGAAGAAAGGUUGAAGAUUAAGUCCUGUACUGAGGUAUGCCAAAUGUAAUUUGGACGCUGAGCAAGUCACUGUCAAGUUGAUUUCUAUCACCUUCUGCCCCCAUCCCAACUCCUAUCUUGAACAUUCGUUAUGCAUACUUGACGUUUAUGAAGUUGUUGGUGCUGGGAGAAGGGCUUGGCAGGACUGGGUUUUUAACUAGAAGUCGUCUGUUACAAAUUAGCAAGCGUCCUAUUCUUGUUAGGAACCUGCACAUUCACACAGCACAGAUGUUUAAAGCUGUCUAAACCAAGUCUGUGACGCUCAAGUGUGUCAUUAACAAAGGUAAGAUUUCACUUGGAGUUUAUUAUCAAUCUUAGCAAUGCCAGGUGUUGUAUCUUGCAAGUGAGUUUGAAUCACACCAUGGAUCCCUUGUUGCAUACAGUGAAGCUGGAUGUUCCAACGCUGACCCCUGUGAUGUCGGUGCCCUGCUGCAGGAUUUGUUUGCAGUCAGUGUCGGUGCUUUCCAAAGCUGAGUCCUACCAAAGAGGUGCUGGAUCAGUGCUCUGCCCUCAGAACCCGCUGUUGCUGAUUUUACAGCUUAAACUUUCAGCAAAAAUAGGAGCUGUUCCACCGAGUUUGCUCCUGUAAAGUAAAGGUUGCAUAAGGCCAGUCUGUAGGGGUAUAAGUGUAACUGUUUACUACAGCACUCUUGAUUCCAGUUGUGUAAACUCUCUAUUUCCUUAUUUUGCUUUUACUUGAAUAGCAUCCUGUGAUAAAUUAUUCAUUUUCCUGUCAAAGGUAGACAGAUAUUUGAGCAUCAGAAAUGAAGUAUGGAAGAGGGCAGCAACAUUACAAAUCAACUCGAUUCUAUACCCAGUGUUGCAGGACUAAACAUAAUUUUGAAAAACCUACUGCUUAAAAUUACUUUACAAGCUUUAGACGUAUUUUCAAAGGGUUGUACCCAAAUACAUGUGCACUCCAUAAGCUCCACAUGUGGGGCAUUUUUGCUUGAGGAAAACAUAAAUGUAUUACCUAAUGGGAUAGCCAGAUACAAUUUUUAUUAAGUGCGUCAUAACACAGACAUGCAACUCAUCUUAAUGUGCACAGAUUAAUCACCGUGGUCCUGGAAAAAUGCACUGCUGUCUUUCAACCCACGUGUUUCCUGAGCCAGAGAAAAAAAUCAUACCUUCCUACAGUAAUCCUGCUUUCUUAGCGUCUUUGCUUCUGAGGUUUUCCAAUGUAAACCAUUGCAAUUUAUGACUCUUGUCUAUUAAGACUGUAUUUCUUCUCGCCAUAUUUUCCACUUUAUUCCAUCCUCCUGGUGAACGUGAAUGGAUUCCCAAUUAGAAAGGGAAAGAAGCGGUUGUUUGUUAGUUACCCAACUAAACCUGGGACUGUUGGGUGCACUGUGUAGUCCUUAGAGACAUCUGUGCUAAGGUUUUGUCAUUCAGGACUUGUGGCAGUGUGUCUCAGACACAACUGGUUGCAACACAAAGUUCUUCGUAGUACCAAACUACCUUAAAUCUGACUUAGACAAACCAUGUGUAGGAGUGAAAAGAUAAUGCUGUAACUUGAUCUAUUCCGACUUCUGGUAGUCAGCAAAGACCUCUACCCCUAGAAAUUACAUUAGCAAACUCAUUUCACUUAGCCUGCCGAACAGCCACUAUCAAUUAAAAUCAAGCCAGGCUGAUUUUGAUUUGAUAACUUUCAGGUAAAAUGUUCACUAGCCCUUGAGUCAUCCAGCAUGUCCACAACUAUUUUUUUUAAAUUAUGAUAAUUCCUUGAAAAUCAGCUGUGUUUACUUUUAAAUUGUGGUUACAGUAUUUUAGAAAGAUUUCUGUAGCUCUGACAACACUGCUGGCCAGAUCAAAUUUUGCUACUUCUGCUACCUCUCAGGUAUGAACAGGACUGAGUGAUCCUGAAGGCUGUUCUUCCAUCAGUAACCCAAAACCAACCUUCCCGAUGAUCACAGUUUUCCAUUUGUCAUGUUACCAGAAGGAAGUUAUUUUUAGCAGAGAUCCUUGAACUCUAGAAACCUGUUUUAGAAGAGAUCAGCUCGAACCCAUGACUUAAUCCACCUAUGCCACAAGGCUGCAGUGACUUCAAAUUGUAGCAGUAAUAAUAAGCAAUGCUACAAGUAACAGUACUCCAAAAUUUAAGCUAUUCACCAUUUGUAAUUUUGACUGAGUGCUUCAUUUGCUAUUUUUUUUUUCCUGAUUGUUCCCUGCCCUCUUUGUCUUACUGCUUUGCUGAGACCUAGGGAAAAAAUAGAGGUGGCUGGGCCAGAUUGUAUGAUGCUGGGGAGCAAGACUUAGGCUCUGAGUCACUCUGGAAUUGCCACUCCAGGACAAGAUGUACUAUGAUGACUCCUUCUGGAAGGAAACAGGAGUUGAAGCUUAGCCCAGAGAGGGGCAGAGGGAGUUCAGCUCCCCACAACAGGGCAGAACUGCAUUUCACUGCUAGCUGGGCUCCCACUCAGCAAGGUUUGUGUGCUUUGCAAGCUGAAAAUUAUUUUUCUAGUGUGAUUUAAAUCCAGGUAAAAAUGAAAAUCACUACUUGGCUAUUGGUUUUGCUUCUUUAGAAAUGCAUUAUGUAUUAGGACUGCACGGCAUAGUCUUACAGUGGUGACAUGAGGAGCAUCUCAGCCCUUGGGCACAUUUUGGAGUGCAGUAUUCUGAAAAUGCUGCAGCUUGAAGGUGCUUUCUCAUGCUUCUGAGCUGCUGCUGUGAGAGCCUCAUUCCCACUAGAUGUCUCUGCAGCCCCAGAGCAGCUGUCGCACGACCCACGGUGGCCAUAUAAAUAAGAUGCAUAUGGCCAUAUAAAGAAGAGCACACAAACUGUGUUUGCCUGUUUGUUUCCUACCUGCAGCUGCAGUUAGGGUAAGCAGACAGCAGUUUACCUCAUCACUUGCUGGUGCCUUAGAACGUAAAUCUUGUCAAACAAAAAAUACCCAUCAAACAGGUAAAAUCCUCUGUAUUUUGUGAAUUCCCUGGGUGACCGUGCAGGAAGAAGCAGUGUGUUCACCCCGUCCCUUGCCAGCACAAAGCACUGACCUGGGCCGGGCAGUGAGCGCUGCCGGGGGCACAGCACGGCUGUCCCCAUCCUCUGGGCUGCCACUGCUCACAUCUGCUGCCUGCAGCGGCUGCGUCCCCGUUACAGACCUGAAAGGAAGACAUAAACAAGUCUCAUUAAUUAUUAUUAGUGGAAGCUGAACACAGCUAACAUUUGUUAAAAUGUCGAAUGUGGUUUUGGAUACCUUUUUGGUGAAUUUCAGAGUGUUUUUCUGUAGGCUAUGGGCGUAUUAUUUCAGUAUUCAUACCAGUUACAGAGCUGGGUGACUAUGUGAAUUGAUGAUACAUUUAAAUAAAAUAUUAAUGUAAAUGUUA